Pelobates fuscus (common spadefoot toad) is the source of this 1963-nucleotide messenger RNA. It is a transcript of the gene SLC25A20, whose product is annotated as solute carrier family 25 member 20. Gene Ontology annotation, biological process: mitochondrial transport; carnitine transmembrane transport. Gene Ontology annotation, molecular function: O-acyl-L-carnitine transmembrane transporter activity. Gene Ontology annotation, cellular component: mitochondrial envelope. The transcript has 9 exons. NCBI's taxonomy places the organism in Eukaryota, Metazoa, Chordata, Amphibia, Anura, Pelobatidae. The record is from RefSeq and is a predicted model, not a curated record. Bases 160 to 1065 code for a protein of 301 amino acids.
CGGUGCUCUGCUGGGCGGUGAACUGGGGCAAAGGUCGGGGAAGUAACCCUUGUCCUACUAGUGAAGUCAGUCCAGAUCCCCCCCACACCGACCGGUCCCGUCAGUCAAUCAGUCAAUCAGUCACCUCACCGGCCUUUCCCGCUACACACCGGCCUCACCAUGGCAGAGCAGCCGCAGCCCAUCAGCCCAGUAAAGAACUUCUUCGCCGGGGGGUUUGGAGGGGUCUGUCUGGUAUUUGCUGGGCACCCCCUGGAUACCAUCAAGGUUCGAAUUCAGACACAACCAAAGCCGCCCCCUGGAGUUGCUCCGUUAUAUGCUGGAACUUAUGAUUGCUUUAAGAAAACCCUUGUUAAGGAGGGUGUCAAGGGCCUCUACAAAGGAAUGGCAGCUCCCAUUGUUGGAGUGACUCCCAUGUUUGCUGUAUGUUUCUUUGGCUUUGGUCUGGGUAAAAAACUUCAACAAAAACAUCCUCAAGAUGUCUUAACGUAUCCACAGCUGUUUGCUGCAGGGAUGUUGUCUGGGGUAUUUACAACUGCAAUCAUGGCUCCAGGGGAGAGAAUAAAGUGCCUCUUACAAAUUCAAGCUGCCUCAGGCGGAUUGAAAUAUGCUGGCCCAAUGGACUGUGCAAAACAACUGUACAGAGAAGCUGGGAUUAGAGGAGUAUACAAAGGGACGGUCCUAACACUCAUGAGAGAUGUGCCGGCCAGCGGGAUGUAUUUUAUGACUUAUGAAUGGCUGAAAAAUAUUCUCACCCCUGAGGGACAUAGUGUAAGUGAGCUCAGUAUCCCCAGGAUCCUCUUUGCUGGUGGAAUGGCUGGAAUUUUUAACUGGGCUGUUGCAAUUCCUCCAGACGUACUAAAAUCCCGUUUCCAGACAGCUCCAGCAGGAAAGUAUCCAAAUGGGUUCCGUGAUGUUUUGCGAGAGCUGAUCCGAGAAGAAGGCAUAGGGUCUCUAUACAAAGGCUUUACAGCAGUUAUGCUUCGGGCGUUCCCAGCUAACGCGGCUUGCUUCCUUGGUUUCGAGGUAGCUUUGAAAUUCCUAAACUGGAUGGCACCAAACUUGUGAAACACAAAUGAUUUACAGCUUGUCAACAUGAGAUCCAGAUACCUCUAUGAAAACAUUUGAAUGUUUGACCGAAAAAAUAACACACCAUGCCUUAUUAAUGAACAGUGCAAAUGUAGCACUUUCUGGGAAUACUUGAGCCAUUUAUUAGCUUAAAAAAAUGGAAACCUGUAAAAAAAACAAAAAAAAAAAAAAACACACAACCUCCCACCCCCAAAAUAUAUCAGACUUUAGAUUUUUUUUUGAAUUAGCAGAAUGAAAUGCACUGCUCAGAUGACUGUAUUAAAUAACUAUAUAAUUAUUUAGGUUUUUUUUAAACAAGCCAUGUAUUCAACGAUAUCUGUUUCAGGGCAAUAAGUUAUCCUGUGUUUUCUACAUGCAACAUCACUAAGUGCUUCAGGAUGUGAAAGAAUAACUGUUUAAUAAUCAGCCUAAAACCAUUCUGCUGACACCAAUGCUGUGUAUGGUUAGGGCCCAACCACUACUUGUUUAGUUUUUUUUAUAAAAGUGGAUGGGAGAUAUUCCUAGUCAUUUGUGGACUAGUGUAAAGGACCAGAAAUGUAUCUUUAGAUGGGGUGGAGCAGAUCCUUCUUCUGUGCCCUUCAGUUCUCCUUCUCCUCUGCUGGGGUAUGACGAAGUACUGGGAUAUUAGAAUAACCAAGGAUGCCCAUGGAAGCAAACUAUAUGUAACUGGAGGCAAGGCAGAAGCUGAUUUGUCCUGUAUCAGUAGUGCUAUUCAAAGAUUUUAAUGUACCCUGGAUUUCACAGUCUGCUUCCCAAAUGUUCCAUGUAUAUCCGUUCUUCUAGGCAGAUGUAAAUAAUCUGUUUAUAAUCAGUCUAUCGGUGAAACUGUUGAAUGUACACAGACUGAAACAUUAAAUAUUUUACUUGUAACACAUGA